Molecule: messenger RNA, 2966 nt
Organism: Mycena citricolor
Lineage: Eukaryota; Fungi; Basidiomycota; Agaricomycetes; Agaricales; Mycenaceae
Source: the annotation of a GenBank genome assembly
GAAACAACUUGCAAGUUGGUCACGGAGCGCGUGACAAUGAGCUUCGGUCCGUCCGCGGUCCGGAGCUAGCAGCAGGAUCUUGGGAAAAGUCACGAGCGAAUGAAAGAAACCUGGGCUCGUCGUAGGGGGGCUGAUUCCACCGACUUCCAGUCACUGUUUUUUCAACGCAAAGCAAUGAGACUUCGGUGCCCGAGCUGUGCAUUUGCUGGGAAGGCUCCCCAAACUCUACGAGGAUUGUGAGGUGUGCCACUCAGUGUCUCCCAUUACGUUCCAGGUCGCUACAGUCGCAAUCGAGACCGGCCCGCAUCUUCGAUUCGGUCGAGGCUACCGAGCUUAUCGGCCAACACCGCAGUCACAUCCGCACUCAGUCUCUAGCACCGCCAAUAUGUAAAGCGAGCAGGGAUUUUCUGCGAGCGGAUCACAGCAGCUUCCGGUGGAUGAGCUCCUCGGAUCGCGAUUGCAUCAUAUCAUGUGAUCGCGCCUGAUUUUGGACCUCGAUUUCAUGACUUCCGAAACGCGACUGGCCGAAUUCUUUGCUCGUCAGAGGCUGUUGCUGGCUCAAGAGAGGGCUGCGGAAGUCGAGCGCAGCUCCCUCCUUCUCUCUAACUGCGGACCCAAGCUGCUCGAGCAGAAGGGACUUUCUUUGGCCGGACUUGGGGUGGUGAACGUGAACAUCGGCCUCGGUGGAAAGACAUUAGUUGAAUUGGAACGGCCGACGGCAUAUCACACGAGUCCGCUCUUUCCUCCUCACACUUUCCGACCCGGCGAUCUCGCUCGGAUCGAGACCAACGUAACAUCUAACGCAAAGAAGACUGCGAAGAAAACUGAGAGUCAGCCUCAAACUGAGGGCGUGGUCUAUCGAGUUACUGACACCAGGAUUGUGAUCGCCGUUGACGGUGGGGCGGAUGAACAUGAACUCGAAAUACCGGAGCGAUGCAGGGUCGUCAAGCUUGCGAACAAUGUCACUUACGACAGGCGAGUGCACGCGUAUUCCAGUGCAAUUCAACUUGACGCCUGCUGUGAGCAGGAUGGACAAGACGAUCGAUCAGCUGGAACGAAUCGCGACGGGAUCUCCAGACGUUAAACUUUCUCUAGAGAAGCACCGACUAGUGCAGAUCCUCCUGGCAAUGACGCCUCGAUCGCCGGAAGCCCCACCGCCCGCCGCAAUCACUUUCUUCGACGACACGCUCAACGACAGCCAAAAAGCCGCUGUCCAGUUCUGUCUCCAAGCGCCGGAGGUCGCAUGUAUCCACGGUCCACCCGGUACAGGGAAAACACACACCCUCAUCGAAGUUAUCCGCCAGCUGACUAGCACUCUUCCAAAGCGGCGGAUCCUCAUCUGCGGCGCGUCGAAUCUGUCGGUCGAUAACAUCCUCGAGCGUCUUCUAGCGCUGCCCGAUAAACUCAAGGUGACGAGGAUCGGGCACCCGGCCCGUGUGAUGGCGAACCAGGGUGUCUUGGACUCCACACUAGAGGUCAAAGCGGGUCGGACUGAGCAGGCCGUCCUGGCGAAGGACGUUAAGAAUGAGCUGGAGACGGCGCUGAGCGUCUUGUCGGGCAAGGGCAAGGCGCCUCGUGGCCUGGAGCGCAGGAAGAUGUGGGACGAGGUCAAGGCAUUACGGAAAGAAUAUCGGCAACGUGAAGGCGGGGUCGUCGAAUCUGUGCUCUCUGAAUCCCAAAUCGUGUUGGCGACUUGUCAUUCUGCGGGAGGCCGCCAACUACGCAACCACGAAUUUGACGUUGUGAUCAUUGACGAGGCUACGCAGGCUCUCGAAGCUGUUUGCUGGGUUCCGAUCCUCAAGGGCAAGAAGCUGAUCUUGGCUGGAGACCCGAUGCAGCUUCCGCCGACGGUGCUGUCCAAGACCAAGACCAAGACCAAGACCAAGCCUGCGAAAAAGGCUGUUGUCAAGACAGAUGAGGAAGACAGUUCCGACUCAGAGAACUCGGGCGAUGAGAAACCGGCCAAAAAAGGACAAGAGCUCCAACCACCGAGGACGCUCGAGACAACCCUGUUCGAUCGGCUGGAAAGGAUGUAUGGAGGAAAAGUAAAGCGGAUGCUCCAAGUGCAGUAUCGAAUGCACGCAGAUAUCUGCGCGUUCCCGUCCAACACGCUAUAUGCCUCGAAGCUGACCUCAUCACCCGCUGUUGCCAGUAGACUGCUGAAGGAUCUCCCUGGCGUAGAUGGAGACGAAGAAUUGGCCGCACCGGUUGUCUUAUUUGAUACGGCGGGCUGCGAGUACUUUGAGCGAUCGGAAGGAGAUUCCGACGAGGGCAGUCGGUGUAACGAAAACGAGGCCACCGUCGUCAAGAACUGGGUGGACAAAUUGACGAGCUGUGGUCUUUUGCCAUCCCAAAUUGCAGUCAUCUCCCCCUACCAAGCCCAGGUCACGUUGCUGUCGUCCAUCUUGCGGCCGGUGUAUGGACUGGAUAUCGAGAUCGGGACUGUCGACGGCAUGCAGGGCCGAGAGAAGGAAGCGGUCAUCAUCAGCCUCGUCCGGAGCAACGACAAGCGCGAGGUGGGUUUUCUCAAAGAGAAGCGUCGGCUGAACGUGGCGAUGACGCGAGCGAAACGGCAUCUGUGUGUGGUAGGCGACUCGGGCACGGUGUCGCAUGGCGGGCGAUACCUCAAGCGAUGGAUGUCGUGGCUGGAGGAGAAUGCGGACGUCCGGUACGCAGGACUCGAUUGAUCAGUGGUCUGCGCCUCGGAUUCUGAAUUCAGCCAAAUAUAUUUCUGUACUGUGACUGGUUUCUUGUUUCCGGCUGCUGUUGUACUCGCUGGUAGAUGCUCUAAUCUUAUCAGUGAUUGCCGAUAUAUGAUCCGUCUGGCUCACUUGUGCUUGCGUCUCGACCACUCAACGCUCAUCAUCCCAACUCCGUUGUACCCGAGUGUAUGCAUGAACCUGCCAGAUUCUUGUUCCAGCACCAUAUCAACGCAUUCGCAAGAGCUGUUCCGUCCACCACCCGCG